UUCCGUUUUCUGACGUGUUAUGGCCGACCGUGGCAAGAAAGAUUCGACUCCACCACCUCUCUUGUUUAUGCCUGCCGGUGGUGGGCUUACUCUAACACCUCCAGAACAGCCAAAUGUCCUGAUGCCAGUGAUACAAUCAGAACCAUCACUGUUGGGGCCAGAUGAAGAGGGUGAAGCAGAUAGCUUUGUUGGUCAGACUCCUCCAAAAUCUGAACCCUUGCAGCCUGGUUCUGUAACAUUCUUCGACCAUGGAGUGCCAUCUGGUGGCAGCGACCCGUUCAGCCAAAUAGGUCAGCCACCUCCUGUGAAUCAGCCAGCGGAUUUUGGGGUGCCACAUUUUCCUCCGACAACUACUGGAGUAGCAAGCCCAGCACAAGGUUUUUCUUCACAUUCGCCUCCAUCUCAGUUUGGAUCCCAACCCCCUUUCUCUGGUGCUGGUCCCCCUCCUUCAGUGACAACUUCAGGAAAUACCAACAUCUUUCGACAGAGUGGUGGUCGUAUGCGUUACGCUGCACCGCCUUCUGGAACAUAUGCUACAGCUUCUCCACAGCCCCCACAACAGCCACUGCAACCUUCACACCCAUCUCCCAUGAUGCCGAGCCACGGUGAACGACCACCGCCCACAGCGAUGGUGCCUCCCGUGACGACCACACAGUCGAGUAAUGCGCAGUUUCUGCCACAGUUUCAAGGACAGACGACUUUGUCCGCGAAUAUUGGCUACCAGCCGGUACAGGCUCACUGGUGUUAUUGUAAAGUGGUGGAGGCCAAGGAUGUCUGGUAUCCAUUCUCUCUUCUCGACAGUGUGAAGCUGGAACAUGCAUUUUCAACUACUUUAAAAAAUAAUCCCGAAAACACAGUGGUGUCAACAAAUGGUGGCCGAUAUGACGUGAAUGUUGGCAAUCGUACUCGACAUGCAAUAUACUGGGAUGAAGAACCAACUGCUGUACGAAGAUGCACAUGGUUCUACAAGCGCGAGAGAGACAACAGAUUUGUCCCUUAUGUGGAGGAAUUUGCUAACAAAUUGGAGGAAGAGUACAAUAAGGCCAUUGUGUACAACAUGUGGCACAAGCGACUAGAAUUUCCAGGAGAUGAGACUAUUGUUAUGCACAACCCGAAUGUGAUCGUCCACUUCCAGGCAACCUCACAACCAGACGAGUGGGGAAAUAUCCAGCAACACAGUGACCAGAUGAGACCCAGAGUAGUGAAGCGUGGUAUUGACGACUUUGAGACAAUUGAAGAUGGUGAACCAGAUGAAAUUGACCACCUUGUGUUUAUUGUUCAUGGAAUUGGUGCAACAUGUGAUGCCAAGUUCAGAAAUGUCAUAGAGUGUGUUGACGAUUUCCGCUCUAUUUCUCAUGGGCUCAUCAAGACACACUUCCCUUAUUACAAAGCCGAGGGCCGUAUCAACAGAGUGGAGUACCUGCCAGUUCAGUGGCACAAAACAUUGCAUUCAGACAAAACUGGGGUUGACAGGAGAUUGCAAGCCAUCACUUUAAAAAGUACAGCCAAACUGCGACAUUUUGUGAAUGACACGUUGUUGGACAUUCUCUUCUACACUAGUCCAAGCUAUUGUCAGCUUAUUGCCAGCACUGUAGCUAAAGAGAUGAACCGACUCUUCCGUAUGUUCAGCCGGAGAAACCCAAACUUCGGUGGAUCAGUUUCUGUGGCUGGCCACAGUUUAGGUUCUUCCAUUCUGUUUGACUUACUGCUGCAUCAGAAAGAACUGGGUACAGAGUUUGAGGAGGAUGAGGAAACAGAUGAGGAAGAUGAUGAUGACAACUCAGAAAAUUCCAAUGAAGAUGAAGAGAAAGAACAGAAUGGCAAUACAGAGGGUUUGUCGGUGGACUCGGAAGAACUGUCGCAGAAACUGAGCAUGGAGGAUCUCUUGGCUAAAGUCGGUCUGCAGGACAAGGCUGAAGUCUUUGAAAAAGAACAAAUAGACAUGGAAGCACUGACAAUGUGCAGUGACUCUGAUCUGAAAGAUCUUGGUUUGCCCAUGGGGCCAAGAAAAAAACUGCUCGGUAUUUUAAAAGAACAGAAAGAAGAAAAGGAGAAGAAAAAGAAACAACUCGAAGAGCAAGCCAGUAAGGAUGCAGAGAGGCAAGCAAGGAGGCAGGAACAGAAAAAGAAGGAACAAUUUUUGAUGUUGGCUCGACAACAGGCAAGUGCUAAGCGUUCUGCCAGCAUCUGUGUGGAGUUCAUCAGUGGUUUGGCAGGCACUGGUCAGCCUUUUGUUGAAUACCCACAGCUCAUCUUUGAAACCUCUGCUCUGUUUGCCAUCGGUUCACCUAUUGGAGUCUUUCUGGCUGUCCGUGGGGUUGAUACCAUGGGCAAGGAAUUCAGACUACCAAACUGCCCUCACGUUUUCAACAUUUUUCAUCCAUAUGACCCUGUGGCAUAUCGUUUGGAGCCUCUAGUAAACCCAGCCGCCAGUAAUGUGAAACCGGUAUUGAUGCCCCAUCACAAAGGAAGAAAACGAUUUCACCUAGAGUUGAAAGAGAGCUUGUCGCGAGUUGGUGCCGACAUCAAGCAGAGGAUCAUCGAGUCACUGAAGGUGACUUGGAACUCGAUUCACGAUUUCGCUGCAGCUCACCGCACCGACACGUCUAUCGAACAGGAAGUCGACAAGGAAAUGAACAACAUCAUGGAGGGCUUUAACCAGCGGGAAGAGGACAAGGCAGAAACUGAAUCUGUAUCAUCUAACAACGAAGAAGAAAUUGAAAUGGGCCGCUUAAAUGCUGGCGGCAGAAUAGAUUAUGUUCUGCAAGAGGCCCCCAUUGAAAGUUUUAACGAGUAUCUCUUUGCACUGUCAUGUCAUGGAGGUUAUUGGGAAUCUGAAGACACUGUACUGUUGAUUUUAAAACAGACUUAUGCUGCAUCUGGAAUGAUGCCACAGAUGCCUGGCCCUGAGGGAAUACAUCAAAGGGCAGCUAACGCUGCUCCACCCAUGGCUGGACAGGGACCUCCCCCACCAGUCGGAGGAGCCGUUGGUCAUCAGAGGUCUCAGGCUCCACCCCCUGGUUUUGCUCCAGGGCCUUUCUCACAACAUGUGUCAACACCCCCAAAACAAGGCCCACCCAUGGGGUCUGCUCCACAUCAUGGAACACCUCCCCCAAUGAAUCAAGGACCUCCUCCAGUUUCUGGCUUUGUACGAUCUCCGCCAAAAUAGUCAUGCACAGGUUGUAGGUGUUCUAGUCAGGGUGGCAGUAAUAUUUAUUUCAGAACAAAAUAUUGAAGAGUUUAAAAAUGUACAGUUUGACAAAAUGUACCUGAGACCAAAAGGUUUAGCAAUUUGGUAAAUGUGCUUAAAUAGAAGAAAGCUUGUAACUUUCAAAGUGAAAUCUGAUGAUUUUCAGAACAAAAUGAAAUGUGUAACUGUCAUGUAGCAUAUAUUUUAAAGUACAAUGUGUUAGUACCAAACUGCUAAAUGUUUUUGGCUCAAGCUGGACAUGAGAUGUUGCAGCUUGUUUCUUGUUUGCUUCUAAAGCAAACGGAAUGCUGUUACUGUCAUUAACAGUCUUGAUCAGUUAAUUAACCAUUCAUGAAAACCAGUAUAUUAUCGGUAUGGUUCUGUAUGUAUCAUAUGUCACAUGCUUAUAAUAAAUAUACAUGAUGGGGUUCAUAAGGGAAUUGUUUUCAACACCUUUGUUGAGGUCAUCCAGUCAUAAUUAUUGAUUUAUAUGGGUGAAAAGUAUGUUGAUUAUUACUUUUGUUGCAUGCACAUUCUGAUAAUAAAUACAUGUACAUUAUCACAGGUAUGUUGCACAUAAGAUUUAUGAAACUCUUUAGAAAGCUGUAUUUGCUUGGAGAACACUGAAACAAUUCGCAAAUUAUUUUCCUGAAUUUCAUAAAGCACACAUCUUUAUGCAUUUUUCUUUUGUUGCAUACAUAUACAUGAUAUGAUUUGAAUCCAUGGUCAGUGAUUUGCCGGAGUGGAACAGUGGUUAAGUUGUCGGGUUUUAAGGCUAAUGGGUGCAAGGAUUGUAUCCCAGUUACAGUGGUCCCAACCCUGAGUGUGAGCUCAGCUCUGUGAGUAAUUCUAGCCCCUCUACAUUAACUGUAUCAGUCGAUUCAAUGACUGGUUACAUGUCUUGCCAAACUAGUUUGAUUAAUAAUUCAGUCUGUAAUUAAACUUUUGUUACAAAUGCUUGGAUUAGCCAAAAUGAUGUCACAUAAUUUAAGAAUUUCAAUUUCAUUAAUCCAUGAAUCUCAUUAAUCGCCUCAUUCAUCCACAGAACUAAAUGUAUAAUUUAUAUUCACUCCCUCCCCUUCUCCCUCUCUUCCUCUGUGUGUGCGACUUGUUAAUGUAACGUUUUAUUUAGAAAUAUUAUGAUGUUUUUAGUUUAUUACAACACUGUUCAUUGUUGCAUCUGCAUUUUUCCAUGUUGACUUAUCUGUAACAAUGAUAUUUUGGCUUUAAAUAUAGUUUAAAUCAACUAAAAAGGAAAUUUUUUUUGAAAAUUCAAGACACAGCAACGACAUGGGGAUUACAUUUAGUUUUUCUUGCUAAUGCAGUACUACCAAUUGGAAUAAACCAGCCAUUUUACAGUUAUGUCAUACAUUUUCUGUAUAAUAGAUGCACCAUUUCUGUUUUAUGAGUUGUUUUCUUUUGUAGUUUUAUGACUACUGUAAAAACAAUAUUUUGCGACUCAUUUUAUUAUUCGCCGUUACCUUUUGAUGUACUGCUAUUUUUGUCAUAGGUAAUUAGCUGUUUAGUGUUCUAAGACUUAAACAUGUUUUAGUUGUAUCAUUAUUUAUCAAAAGAGUUUUGUUUUAAAAAAAAAAAACAUGUUUGGUUCUUGCCUGAAUUAUUACUGUAAUAUUAUUCAAACAAAGUUAUUGAAUUUUAGUAUUCUUAAUAUCUAUUUAUUGCAAUAUCCCAUUAUGUUAAUGUCAUAGCUGUAAAUAAUAUCACUAAUAAUAUGAAUAAUAAAAUUUUCAAACUUAAUUGGAAUGUUUUACAUUAUUUCAUUUGAGAAUAUUUAUUCAACUUAAUGUGUUAACUAGAUGUGGUCAUCUAGGACAGGUGGUUGCUUUUAAAAGUUGAGUUUGCCUAAAGUUGACAUAUUUAAAACACAGAACAUUAGAAUAACAAUAGAGAUGGUUGCUCAAGACAGGCUAUUUUGCCAAAAAUCAGAUAACUGAGACAGAAAAAUCACCAUUUAAAGAUAUUAAGUAACUUCUUAAUUCAUGUAAUGUUGUAAGUUUAAUACUAGGUAAAGAACAUUGUUCUUUUAUGUCUCAUUACACAGAUGUCAUCUGCCAUUGAAAUCCAUAUUAAAUUGCCCAACUUCAAAUGAAGAUAGUCAAUAGAAUGGGUUCUUGUUGGCACUAAUAAAAUACACGAUUGCGAACAUACAUUAAAUAAACAUUUAUUUUCACUCCAAAAUUGAGAACAUUUCCGUCUCAGUUUUUUGUAUUUAGCUGUAGUACCAGUCGGAACAGGUCGUUCUAAAACCCAUUCACACACUCUGGCUCUUCCGCUAUACACCCAUGUCCCCAAAGGUCAAUGCACAAUAUUACAAAAUAACAUGGGCAAAAUCCAGCCAGAAGGCUGACCAUUAAAAAUACAAAUUGUUUUAAUUCUACCCCAAUUACUAGAAGUGAAUAUGUGAACCACAACAUAUGUCACAAUUAGGAACUGUAGUGGACUGUGAUGAAUGAACUUUUACCCAGAAAUUAACUGUGUAGUGAGACCUUAAUAUAGGUGACUGCUUUUAAGAGAAUAUAUGUGCAGGUUUCACUGUGUGUGUGUUUUAUUAUUAAUAUAUUAGUAUUGCUGUAAGAUCGGGUGAUGGAUAUUUUUACAUGUGCAAUUUGUUUUUUUAUCUGGUUGCUUGCUUUAAUCAUUUACAGUGAUUUUCUGUCCUGUAAUAUAAGAACCAACAUUUUCCUUUUUGUUUAUAAUAAAUGAAUAUUGUUUA
Gigantopelta aegis is the source of this 5924-nucleotide messenger RNA. Its product is annotated as phospholipase DDHD2-like. NCBI's taxonomy places the organism in Eukaryota, Metazoa, Mollusca, Gastropoda, Neomphalida, Peltospiridae. The coding region runs from base 20 to 3169 and encodes 1049 amino acids. The record is from RefSeq and is a predicted model, not a curated record. Gene Ontology annotation, molecular function: metal ion binding; protein binding. Gene Ontology annotation, cellular component: COPII-coated ER to Golgi transport vesicle. The transcript has 21 exons.